This is a messenger RNA of Venturia canescens, 3551 nucleotides long. RefSeq lists its product as uncharacterized. The transcript is spliced from 4 exons. The coding region runs from base 434 to 3019 and encodes 861 amino acids. NCBI's taxonomy places the organism in Eukaryota, Metazoa, Arthropoda, Insecta, Hymenoptera, Ichneumonidae. The record is from RefSeq and is a predicted model, not a curated record.
AUUGUGAGUUCAGUGGAGUUCUGAGACGUGCGAUGCUUGCGAGUGUCGCGCCAGUUUGCAGUGUAAAUAGUGGUGAAGGGUAUAAGGUUAACGAAAUUAUUGCGUGACAAAAUUGAUAUCGCGUUGUUGUGUUUUGCUACUAUUUAUUUCGGCUGACCUAUUUCGUUUAGUAAGUGAACAUUACGCGAAACAUGGAUGUCACGAUCGAAACGCCACUUGAUACGCAACGUGUCUCGUAGUUCUUUUUUGUUUUUGUUGUAUUUUUUUUCGUGUUUUUUUCUUGUACAUUGUAACACGAAACUUGAACAAUAACAGUGGUGAGGGAAAUACGGAAUAUUUACUAGUUUUCCUGCACUAUUUCACGAUCUUCGUUGCGAACAUUCUCAACGUGUUAUGUCAAAAAAUCAGCAGAUUUUUCCUUCCCACAUCGGAUAUGCAAGACAGAGAGGUUUUUCAGGAAGUUGAAAGUUCUUCAACUUCCACUCGGAAUUCUAGAGAUAUGAAAAUUUUGAGGAAGCUUAUACUCGAAAGUGAUGAAAAAUUACGAAAUUUUCUUCAUUUAAAAAAUCGAAGAAAACAAAAACCAACACAAAUCAUUGAAAAUGGCAAUAAAUCAAAAAACAUAGAGGAAAAAAGAACUGCAGUUGCAAAACCUAUUCGGCUGCCUCUUGUAGAGAAAAAUGAUUACGUAGAAAAAUGGAUUCUUUCAAACAAAGUACAUUUUUCAAACCAGUCCCCUGAAAAAUCUAGUUUGAGCUCUCCAGGGUCAAAAUAUAAACGUGGAAAGCACCCUGCCGCAUCUCCUAUUUCUAUCAGAAGAGCCAAGUAUCGGAUAAGUCAACAUAAUGGGUUGGAGACCACAGGGAAGUUGAGAUUUGGAGAAACUCACAAUGGAAUCAAUGGAACACUAAUGGAAAACAAUGGCGGAACUCUUCAGUCAAAUUCCUCAACUUUGGACCCUAUCAAUAGGUCACGACAGACCUUUGGGCUACAAGAACAUCCGAGUGACCAUAAACUUGUUAUUCGGAAAGCUAGAAAUUCAGAAAUUCUAGCUCCUUGUACACCAAUGAUUAUCGACUCAAAAAUGAAUCGAUGGUCGUGCAAUGAGAAAGCUAAUAACAAAAAAAUUUUGGAUUCAAGAAUAAACUUGAAAAAAAAUUUAGGUUGUCCGAGUUCCAGUGAAAUUCAGGAUGAAUCCCCACUGCGAUGGAUCGGAUAUGAGAGCCCGCCGGUAGAAAUAGAAAAUCUUGUAAAAACCUGUAGAAAACCAUUUUCCAAGAAUUUUUCUCGACUCAGAGGAAACGGUUGGAAAAAAUUAUCUCCAGAAUCUCCAAUGAGAUUGAAUGGUUACGAAAUUCAGGACUCGUCGCCUUCCUCUUCUAUCGUGUUGAAGUCGAAUCAAGCUCAAAGUUGUUGUAGUCCUGAAGGGAUUAUUUAUAGUCCAAUUUCUUCAAGAAAUUCUAUCAAGCGUGUUCACGAAAUCGUACCCGAUUCCGAAGCCGGGUCUCCUCUUCGAUGCGCAGAUGACCAGCCUCAAGUACGUUAUACCGAAAAAUUAGCUCCGAAUCUGGCUCUUUCUUCGCCAAUGAACGAAGCCGAGCGCAUUAUAAAUCCAAGUUCAUCCAGCGAAUCCGACGGAAUUUUAAUUUUCGAAGACGAAAAUUCGCCGGGGGAAAAAGAUUCCAAAAAGUCGAGGAGACAACGAAAUUAUGGAAAUCUCGAAGCUGGAACUCCUCUGAGAUGGAGCGGAUACAAAUUUUCAGAAUCUUGUCACUUACAGGACGUUUCUGUGCCGAUUAACGAUGUAGAAUUAGCCACUCUGAUUCAAUCUUCAGGCAGCAAAGAAACAAUCGUCGACCUGACGAAUGAAGAACCAUUGAAAAACUGUCGGAUGACGAGAAAAACGCGCCCAGUCAAGCUGGAAAUGAUUUUUGCAUCACAAGAUGAACAAUUUUUGGCUCCCGGCCAUGCUGAUUUACCGGAAACUCGGGCCGUCUCUACUGCGUUGCCGGAUACCGAGAAAAUCGAAGUGGACUCGUUGAGUAUCAGUUUUGUCGAUGAAGAUUCCAAAAUUGACGUAGAAUCGGCGACCGGAAGUGAGCGUACGAUCGGGAGCAACAUCGAAGAUGUUCUCACCCAAAAUAUUUCCUCAAAGUCACAGGAAGCUUUGCAUUGUACCGAUGAAAAAAAAAUUCAUGUUUCGCCUCCAAGUAUCAAACCCGAAGAAUCCGAUUCUGACGCAACUUACUUCUCGGACGCCGAGAAUUAUCGAAAUGGUGCUCAAUCCGAUAAGACUCCUGAAAAAUUCCAAAUUGCUAGAGAUCUUUCGACAUUCUCCAGGAACAAAAGCGAACUCAUCAGCGAAGCCAGUUCACCGGGAUUGCACAGACAAGACAUAACGAUCAACGUUCCGAUCAACCCUCCGCCGAGGAACACGAGCAAACGAUCAAAAAAAGCAAAACAAGGCAGUUUAGCGGCAAGACUUCAAUAUCUGGUGAAUUUUCAAAUUUCUGAUUGUCAGAUAUGGCGAUACCGAAAAACUCGCGUCGACUGGCAAGAUUCUCGGGUUCAAUUCGUAAAAUUACGAAUUCGAGAGGGCGAGAUGCGAUAUUCCCGGUGUUUCUUGCUCACGUCUCUACUCGAGGACAAGCACAAAUUGUUGGACGAUUUGUGCAUGCGUGGAGAUGAAAAAGGGUGGGAUAAAGAAACGCUUACGCUAAUGAUCGUUCCCGAAAUAAACGGGACGAUGAAAAUAAGCAAAAACAGUAUCAUCAAAAUUUAUCCACCCUGGAAAACAAUGGAUCGAGGAAAAAAAUUGUUGAAUAUUGUUUAUUUCGAGGUACUCGCUCAAAACGAGAAACCCUCGUCCGAUCUGCCGCAAUUAAUGAAGGGAGAAAGAAUUUUGCAAACUUUUGAUUGUCCCUGUUUAGAAAAUCAGGCGAUCGAUCAUUCGUGUACUGUCAAAUUUACCAAUACGAAGCCAAAUAUGAUACGGGAAAUGUUUUCCGAGUCAAAAUAAACGAAUAAUAGGAAAAUUAUUGAUAGAACAAACUAACAAGAUGAAUAUAAAGUUUUAAAAAUUAUUGAACAAUUUAUUGCUUCAUAGUUAUUUUAUUAAAUAAUAGACAAGGAAUUAAUUCAUUGAGACAGUUAUCUGACGUCAUUGUCCGUAUCAUAGUUAAACAAUCGAUUGAUGAAAUAGAAAAUCGUUAUUCGACUGUCAAAUUCGGUAAGUUUUUUUUACGAAUAGUGUUGCAAGUCCACCACAAAAGGUUAAAUUAUGAAAUUACGAAAAACCGAAAAUUUUUGUUUAUUCAGAGUUGUGAUAUUCACAAAAUUUUAUUAUUGUUUUUUGUCUACCAUUUAUCAGAUGUGACGUUCAACGUUGUAAAAUAUACGUAUUUAUAUUAACAUCUGUGCUGAAAUGAAGUGUGACGAUGUCCAUAGUUUCUUCCUAUAUCAGAGUACAGAUGUGAAUCAGUUUAUGGUACAAAAUGGAUGAUGUUUUCACAUUGUUCAUGUGUUGAUAAAUAUAUAUUUUGUAAUAAUUA